Molecule: messenger RNA, 1432 nt
Organism: Lineus longissimus
Lineage: Eukaryota; Metazoa; Nemertea; Pilidiophora; Heteronemertea; Lineidae
Product: methionine aminopeptidase 1D, mitochondrial-like
Exons: 7
Coding region: 121-1140 (339 amino acids)
Biological process (GO): proteolysis
Cellular component (GO): mitochondrion
Molecular function (GO): metalloaminopeptidase activity
Source: RefSeq, a predicted model, not a curated record
UGGCCGCGACGAAGGAGGAAAAAUAAAGUGAGGUGCCAAAGGUCACAACCGAUGUGAUCGUAACGGGUAACGAACCAACGAUGAUUGGAAGAUUGGAGUGUUCAGUAGAUAGCAGACAUAAUGAUGUUCAUGAACUUACCAGCAACUGGAAGAUUCAAGACUCAUCUGGGCUCAGUAGGCUGCAAGAUGUUAAAGCGCAUCUGCUCACCCGGCCCCCUUUGGUUUCCUCACAAACACUUGAAAAGACUUAUAUUUUCUUGGACAUCUUUGGAUACCAUGAAUAAGACUCCUUACAGUGUGGUACAUCCUGGUCGGGUCUCCCCAGUGCUGUCAGUGCCGUCGCAUAUACAAAGACCUCCGUAUGUGACAGAGAAAAAAUACCCCACCCUGUCCGAGAUUGAAGUGAAGAGUAAAGAGCAGGUCGAAGGAAUGCGACAUGCCUGUCGGAUGGCACGGACUGUUUUAAAUACUGCAGCAUCUCAUCUCAAGAUUGGCAUAACAACUGAUGAAAUAGAUAAAAUUGUCCAUCAGACAUGUACUAACAACAACUGUUACCCCUCACCUUUACAAUACAAGGGAUUUCCAAAGUCUGUGUGUACAUCUGUCAACAAUGUGGCCGUCCAUGGCAUUCCAGACGACAGGGCACUGAAGGAUGGGGAUGUCAUUAACAUAGAUGUCACGGUUUACACUGGAGGUUUCCACGGUGACUGCUCUGAAACCUACACUGUUGGUGAGGUGGACAAAAGAGGUCGGGACCUGAUUAGAUUGACGAAGUACUGUAGGGACGAGGCAAUCAAACUGUGUGGACCAGGAGUUGAUUUUGCUGAGAUUGGAAAUGAAAUAAGUAAGAUUUUAAGAGGUGGUAACAAGUUUGCAGUCAUGCCAAAUCUGUGUGGGCAUGGAAUAGGAAGUUACUUCCAUGGACCUCCUGAUGUCAUUCACUGUGCAUAUACCCCAGAGAAAAAACAAGUCAUGGCACCAGGAAUGACAUUCACUAUAGAACCAUGUCUUUCAGAAGGUGCUGAUACGUACAAAAUUUUGGACGAUGGUUGGACAGCUGUGACAGUCGAUGACAGCCGGACUGCACAGUUUGAACAUACUGUGUUGAUAACAUUAACUGGAGUCGAGGUAUUGACCUGAUCGAGUUGAUUAUCAAUACUAGUGUUCUCGGGAAUUAUUCAAGCUGUUGAGGGCUAUAACUGGCUUUGCCCUGCAAAAUAUCCCGAAUAGAGGGAAGAUACUGGCUUCGCCCUACACGAGUUCUUAAAUAGAGGGAAGGUUCAAAGGCAAAUGCUAUAUUUUUCUCAGUCAGACAGUUGAAUAUCUAGUGUCGAGAACCUGCGAGGCGGAACCUUCUACAAUGACAUCUUAUGUGUGCUUGGUAGGCCUUGUAGGUGAGAAGGUUGUGAUAGUAAUCAAUAUGAUUACAGAA